Humulus lupulus (European hop) is the source of this 631-nucleotide messenger RNA. RefSeq lists its product as uncharacterized. The coding region runs from base 224 to 553 and encodes 109 amino acids. The record is from RefSeq and is a predicted model, not a curated record. The transcript is spliced from 4 exons. NCBI's taxonomy places the organism in Eukaryota, Viridiplantae, Streptophyta, Magnoliopsida, Rosales, Cannabaceae.
UCCAAUCUCAUCUUGGGGUUGCAGAGAACUCAUAUAUAUGUGUUUCAUUCCAAAUUUUGUAGCCUGAUUCAAUUGAUACUAAAAAAUAUUUAUGCCUUCAUUAUUUUAACCCUUUUUAUUGAGGGUUACAUGUGAUUAUUUUCAUAAUUUUUUAUAGGAGCUUUUUAUUUUACUCAUAUAUAUCUGUUCUUGUAGAGGCUGGAGAGUGAUUUAAACAAUUGACAUGAACUGCUUAAUCCAAUGUGUAUUCAUAUAUUGUAGAAGAGCUACUAUUGCUAAUUAUGAAGUUCUUUCUUUUGAUAGCUUCUUUGAAGUGUUCCACAUUUUUGUAACUAAACUACCAUCAUGGUUAGUAGAUGGUAACAGAAUCUCUACAAAGAUCAAGAGUGCCUCUAGCAACCAUGAUCUUGAAAGAAUUAAUUGGAAAAGCUACCCCGCUAGAGCCUGUCCUAAUUGUGAAUUUGUGAUUGACAACAAUGAAGAAUUUUGGGACAGUAGCUGUAACAAGGUCAUUGAAUAUACAAUUGAAGUAUCCUUCAAAGGGCUUUAUUAGGUCUAUUCAAAUGGCAAAUAUCCAUGGCUUUAAGUCAACUGGCAACAGUGGCUCAAGAGGUGGAUUGAUUGUUCUAGA